Boleophthalmus pectinirostris (great blue-spotted mudskipper) is the source of this 1304-nucleotide messenger RNA. It is a transcript of the gene tdp2b, whose product is annotated as tyrosyl-DNA phosphodiesterase 2b. NCBI's taxonomy places the organism in Eukaryota, Metazoa, Chordata, Actinopteri, Gobiiformes, Gobiidae. Gene Ontology annotation, molecular function: protein binding; 5'-tyrosyl-DNA phosphodiesterase activity; single-stranded DNA binding. The transcript is spliced from 7 exons. Gene Ontology annotation, biological process: double-strand break repair. The record is from RefSeq and is a predicted model, not a curated record. Gene Ontology annotation, cellular component: PML body; cytoplasm. Bases 110 to 1186 code for a protein of 358 amino acids.
UGUUGGUUUAACAGACCCGGAAAAUUUUCAGUGUAACACCGGAAAUUAGUUUGCGGCGGCAUGACUUGACUUAGGUUUCUCUUUGCUGUGUUUUUGGAAAAGAGGAUACAUGUCCACUACAGCAAAAUUAGAGGAAGCAUCUAUGUCAGAUGUGGAAAGUCGGACUCGUUUAUGUGAGGAGUUUGCUUCAAUUGCGGGCACUGACUCAGCUGUUGCUCAGUGCUACCUAUCUGAAAAUGACUGGGAAAUGGAGAGAGCACUGAAUUCUUUCUUUGAGGCAGAUUUGGAAAGUGUAUUUGAAGUGAAAGAUUCUCAAGAGCAAAAAAGUCCUGAAAGAAAAAAACAAAAGAUGGAUCAAAAUGUACCACAACAAUGCAUUGAUUUGACUGAAGACAGCCCCUCAUCUUCAAAACAUGAAGAGGAAAAUGACAACAAACUAUCUGUUAUUACUUGGAAUGUAGAUGGUCUUGAUACAGACAGCCUCGCUGAGCGGGCCAGGGGCCUAUGCUCCUACUUAGUUUUAUACACUCCAGAUGUGGUUUUCUUACAGGAGCUUAUUCCACCCUAUGUGCAGUACUUGAAGAAAAGAGCUGUCAGCUACCUAAUUGUUGAAGGAGGUGAGGAGGGUUAUUUCACUGGCAUGAUGCUCAAGAGGUCCAGAAUUAAACUCUUGGAAAAAAGCAUUGUACCUUAUCCUACCACUCAAAUGGGGAGAAAUCUGCUUGUAGUUCAGGUGACUUUCAAAGAGCACAAAUUGUGUCUGAUGACUUCUCAUCUGGAGAGCUGUAAGGGCCAUGCAGAGGAGCGGAUGAAGCAACUUCGCCUGGUGAUGCAGAAGACAACUGAUGCCCCUGAUGAUGUGACAGUGGUGUUUGGAGGAGACACUAACCUCAGGGAUACAGAGGUGGCGAAAGUCGGUCUUCCCUCAAAUGUGUGCGAUGUGUGGGAGCAAACAGGCAAACGGGAGCACUGCCGCUACACCUGGGAUACCAAAAGUAAUACCAAUAAGAAUGCUCCCUAUAUCAGCCGCUGCCGAUUCGACCGUAUCUACUUCCGCCCCGCUUCAAAGGAGGGAGUGCCACGCCUCCACCCUGAUCACAUGGCCUUGAUAGGUCUCGAGAAACUGGACUGUGGGCGUUUCACGAGUGACCACUGGGGAAUCUACUGCUGCUUUGUUUGGUCUUAAUACCUUUGACAUUUUAGCUCAUAUAUGCCAUUUUAAAUUCUGUUAUUUGUUGUGUCAUAUAUUACACUAUUAAAAUGUAUAUAAUUAUAGACAAAUUUAAAUAAAGACAUGGACAUUU